AUGAUAAAUUCAAAUAAUGAGGCGCUUCUCAAACAAGUAAAUAAAAAUCAAACUCUACUCAUCUCAAAAUUAUAAGAUGAUAUUCUAAUCCUCAAUCAAGAAAUUGAAGCUUCUAAUCAAUAAAUAGAUUCUAUGAAAUCAUAACAUCAUAUAGCAUUAUCACAAUAAUCAUCCAUUAUUUAAGAUCUUAGAAAUCAAUCAGAGAACUAUCAAUAAUAAAAUAUGGAACUUCAAUCCAAGUUUACAUAAUCAGUAUUAUAAAAUCAAUUACUCCAAUCAAAAUAUGACAAAAAAAAUAAACUAUAUAAAGAUUAAAUCAUCGAACUCAAACAAUAAAUCAAACUUACUCAUCUCAAAAAUUAAGAUUAUCAAAGAGAUAUACUUGAUCUUCGUAAAUCCAUUGAUAUUAAAAAAAUUGAACUCUCUAAGCUCAAUGAGAGCUACUCAUUAUUAAAUGAAUAAAAUAAAUAACUAAAAGCUAAUUUAGACCUUCUAAAACUUGAUUAACAAGAUAAAAUAGAACAACUCCAAAAUUUUAUCUAACAAAAGGAUCAAAAAAUCACACUAAUUAUAAAUGAAAACAAUUUAUUAAAUAAAACCAAUCAAGAAUUAAUACAAAAAAAUACCAUCCUAUCAUAAACCUUUCACUCUUAAAUCAAUACUCUACAAGAAGAUAAUGAAAACCUCAAAAUUUAACUAUCAGAUUCCCUAAACCAUAAUACUCUAUUAAAAUAAUAAUUACAAUAACAAUCUUUUGAAUUAUAAACCAUAUCUUCUUCAAUAUAAUUGUAAUCUGCUGCUCAAUCUUAAUAAAUUCUUGCUGAAUAGCAAAAUUAAGAUUUACUUAAUCAUAAUCAUCAAUUAGAGAUGAAUUUAUAACAAAAAAUUUUAGAUAAUUCAUCUCUCUAAAAAAUUAUUGAGGAUCAAGAACUCAAAAUUACCAAAUUAUAAUCAUAAAAUAACGAUCUAGAAUUAUCUCACCAAUAACAUAUAUAAUAUAAUCAAGAAUCCAUUAAUCAUUUAUAAUUAUAGAUAUCUAAACUUACAUCUGAUUUGAAAGAAGCUGAAUUAAAACAUAUUUAAGUCAAAUAAAUACAAGAAACUACUAUUUCUAAACUUAAUCACGAUAUUCGAUCACUUGAAUAAAAAAAUGAAGAUUUACUUUUACAUAACAAUAAAUUAAUAAACGAAAUCAAAUAAAAUGAAUUAAUAUAAUAAAAAGAAUCCACCAUUAUUUGUUAAAAAAAUUCAGAAUUUGAAAUCUAGCUAUUAGAAUCAUAACAUUAAAUAGAAGAUUUAAAGUAAGAGAAAAAAAAACAAGAACUUGUUGUUGAUAUGUUAAAUCAUUAAUUAUUAGUGUAAAAAUAACUUCAAUCAAAAUUAGAGGAAGAUAUUGUUAAAUAUUAAAACUUCCUCAUUUCACAUGAUAAAUAAUUAGAAGCUGUUACUUCUAAUGAUUGUUCUGAUUCAAGUGAUUCAAGUGAAGAUUUAAUUACAGAAAAACCAUAAUAAUUAAAUUUUGAUGCUCUUUGUAAUAAAUUGACCGAAUAAAUCAGACUUAUCUAACUUAGACUUGAAAUUUAUGAAAAAUAGAUGAAGUAAUAUAAAUUAGAACUACAUACUAAAACUGUUGAAAUACAAAAAUUGUUUAGUGAAAAUUCUGAAUCAAAUCUAAAAGUCUAAAGAUUAUCUUAAAUGCAACCUAAAUUUGAGUAUUAACUUGAAAAUCAAGAAGCAUCUUUAAAAGAAAAAGAAUUAAUUAUAGAAAAUCUAACAUAAUAAAUUAAUAGAUUAUAAUCUUAGCUUCAAGAAUAUGAAUAAACAACAUUAAAUCUUUAAAAAUAAAAACAAAUGUAAGAAGAAAUUUAACAGAAACAAAUUUAAGAUUUAAAAAAUGAAAUGUUAGCUUAAUCUUCAUAAAAAGAUAUUAGAAUAGAAGAAUUAAUUAGAAAAAGUAUGGAUUAUGAAGAUCAUUUGAUUGAAAAUGAAAAUAAAAUAAAAUAAUUAGAAAUUGAAAAUGAAUCUUUGAAUAUUAAAAUCAUUUCAUAAGAUGUUGAACUAUCAAAUUUAUAAAAUCAACUUUAACUAGAACUUGUUAUUAAAAAUGAUUUGGAAAACAAUUUAUAAUCAGUUAAAGAGGAUAUUGAAUUGAGAUAGGCUGAAGAUUCAUAAGUUUCCAUUUUUGAUUUUAUAUUUCAAAGCAUCAACUAUUAAAUGAUCCUAUUUUUAGAGGAUAAUACAUAAAAAAUCACAACUUUACUCUAAAUUAAAAUUGAUACUCUUCAAAAUAAUCUUUUAAGAAUAAUCAAUAAAUAUUAAAAAAUAUUAGAAAAAAUAUAAAAAAAUUAUCAUAAAAUUUAAAAUUUGUAUGAAAAUUCACAAUAGACCUUGAUUUAAAAGGAAAAUAUUUAUUAAAUUGAAAUUGAUAAUCAAUAAAAUUAAAUUUAAGUAUUGCAAUAAGAAAUAUAAUAAAAAAUUAGACUUAUCAUAUAACAUGAAGAUUCAUAGAAGAAAUUAUUAUUUGAUUUACAUAAUGUUGAAUAAGAGAAUAAAAAUUAAAAAAUUAUAAUAAGUUAACAAUAAUAAAAAUUAGAUGAAAAACCUAAGUCAGAUAACUUAUCUAAAGGAUUUUAUGAGUAAUAAAUUGAGGAAUUAUAAAAAAGAGUUUCAUUUUAAUAAUCAGAUUUAAAUAGAACUGUAUAAAAGAAUACUUAAUUAGAUGUAUAAGUAUAAGAUUUAAAAAAUUAAAUUUAUUCAAAAGAAAAAAAUAAAAUUAAUGAAUUAAAACAAAGUUAGAAUCAUUUAAAUAUUGAUUAAACUGAAAUAUAAAUUGAUUAGUUACAAUCUUCAGAACAAUAAAAUUAGAUAUUAGAAUUAAUAUCGAAAAAUACAGAUAUAACUCAAGAAAAUUUAGAUGUAUAAUUUAAGUUAAAAGAAUUAUAAGAAUUAAAUUAAAAUCUAUAGGAUAAAGUUAACUUAUUAACCAAAUAAGGAGUAAACCAAAAAUAAAUAAUUAAUUAAUUGCAAUAACAAAAUUAAUUAGAAGUGAAAUAAAAUUUGACAUUGUUAUAAUAAAUGGAUCCUUUACAAAAGUAGAUAGAUAAUUUAAAAAGAGAAAAUAGAAAGUUACAAUAAUUAACUAAUGAUUUUGAAAAAGCUUAUGGUAAAUUACCCCUCUAUGGUAGUCCUAGUCCUAAAAAAAGUCUAAUUUAAGAUUAAAAUUCAAUAAAGAGAUUAGAAGAUGAUUUUAUGUAAAUGUAACUAAAAUUUUAACUAGAAUUAUAGGAAAAAAAUAAAGAAAUAACUAAUAUUACUUAAUAGUAUGAACAACAAUUAGAGUAAUCAAGAGAUCUUAAUAAUGAUAAAAUCUAACAACUUGAAUAAAAUUGUAUUACUUCGAGCAAUCAAAUCAAGUAAUUACAAGUUUUGAAUAAUAAACUAGAGGAAGAACAUGGGUAUAUUGAAAGGGAAAAUAUAAAAUUAAAUGAAUAAUUACAAAAAUUAACUAAAUUAUUGGAUUUAUAAAGUUAGUAUUAAAAGAUUUUAGAUGAAAAAGAAAGUGAAUUGAUUAGAAUGAAGGUUUUAGUCUAACAAACUUAAGAUGAAAACUAAUAAUUAUAGAAAUAAAUUAUCAACUUAGAAGAGGAAAAUAAAAAUAUCAAACAACUAAAAAAUUAAUAAUAUAUUUUGUUAGAAAAAUAAAAUAAUGAUUAUAUCAUUGAAAUAAAUUAAUUAAAAGAUAAUUAUUAAACUUUAGAAAAUCAAAGUUUAGAACAGAUAAAUUAAAUAGAAUAGAAAUAUAAUUAAAUUGAGAAUGAAUCACAAAGCAAAUAAAUUGAAAAUGUAGAAAAUCUUUAAAAAUAAAUUGAUGAUUAAAAAUUAUAAUUAUCGAAAUACGAGAAUGAUAAAAUUGAUCUAUAAUAACGAAUUUAAUUUUAAGAGGUUUAAAUUAAGUAAUAUAAAAAUUUAAUCUCCGAAAACGAGAAGCUAAUAUAAAUUAAAAGUAUUGAAUCUAAAGAAAUGGAAUUCGAGUUUAAUAAAAAUAUAGAAAAUCUUUAAAUAAAAAUCGAUAAUUAAAGUUAGUUAUUAUCUAAUUCUUAAAUUAAUUUGCAUGAUCUAUAAUAAUAAAUAAAGGAAUAUUAAGACUAAAAUAACAAAAAUAAAAAUAUGAUAGAAGAAAUGGAAUAGUCAAUUUAAAAUUAAAAUAUUGAAUCAAAAAAUAUAUAAACAGGACUUCUGAAUAGGGUAAAUGAUCUUUAAAAAUAAAUUGAUGUUUAUAAUUUAUAAAUAUUGAAUUCGAAGAAUUAAACAUUUGAACUAUAGUAAAAGAUUAAAUUUUAAGAAGAUUAAAUUAUUUAAUAUAAAAAUAUAAUAGAAGAAAAAGAGAAACUCACUAAUACUAAAUUUAAUGAAUCAUAUUAGGUUCAUUUAGAACUUAAGAAUAAAAUAGAAGAACUUUAAAAUUUACUUCAAAGUUAAAAUUUAUAAUAACAGGAUUCCAAGAAUUUGACACUUGAGUUAUAAAAGAAAAUUUAAUUAUAAGAAUCUAUUAUUAAUUAAUAUAAAAAUAUCAUAGAAGAAAAAGAGUAGGUUAUUACAAAUAAAUCUAAUGAAACUAAUAUUAUUCAUUUAGAACUUUAAAAUAAAAUUAAUGACCUUGAAAAAUUAUUAAAAAGUUAAAAUUUAUAAUUAUAAGAUUCCAAGAAUUAGAUUUUUGAGUAAUAAAAGAAGAUCUAAUUUUAAGAAAAUUAAAUUACUUAAUAAAAAAAGCUAAUAGAAGAAAAAGAAUAGCACAUUUCAAUAAAAUCUAAUGAAGCAAAAAAUAUUCAUGAAGAACUUAACAAUAAAAUAGAAUAACUUUAAAGGUUACUCAAUAACUAAAAUUUAUAAUAAUAGAAUUCCGAGAAUUAGACACUUGAGCUGUAAAAGAAAAUCUAAUUAUAAGAAUCUAUAAUUCAAAAAUAAAAAGAUUAAAUAGGAGAAAAAGAGAAGCUUAUUGAAAUGAAUUUCAAUGAGUCUAGUAAUAUUCAUUUAGAGUUAUAAAAUAAAUUAGAAGAUCUAUAAAAGUUAUAUAAUAGUUAAGAUUUAUAACUAUUAAAUUCUAAAAAUUAAAUAGUUUAGCUUUAAUAAUAGAAUUAAAUUUAAUUAGAGUAAAUUAGCCAAUAUAAAAAUAUUAUUGAAGAAAAAGAGAAGCAAAAUACAACUAAAUUUAAUGAAUCCAACUUUAUUCAUUAAGAACUAAACAAUAAAAUAUAAGAACUUUAAACAAAACUCACCAGUUAAAAUAUAUAAUUAUAGGAUUUCAAGAAUUAAAGCAUUAAACUAUAAUAGAAAAUCUAAUCUUCAGAAUCUUUGAUUAAUUAAUAAAUAAAUUAGAUCGAAGAAAAAGAGUAACUAAUUAAAAUAAAAUAAAAUGAAUCCAGUAUUAUUUAUUCAGAACUAUAAAAUAAAAUUGAAGACUUUUAAAAAUUAGUAAAUAAUUAAGAAAUAUAAUUAUCAAAUUCUAAAAAUUAUAUAGCUGAGUUGGAGUAAUAGAAUAAAAUUUAAUUAGAAUCAAUUAACGAAUAUAAAAAUGUUAUUGAAGAAAAAGAAAAAUUUAUUUUAUUUCAAGAGAAUAAUUUUUAAAAGGUUUAAAUUGAACUUAAUAAUAAAGUAAAAAAUCUUACAAAAUUAACAGAUGAUUUAAACUAAUCUUACUCUAUUUCUAAAGAUAAUUUACUUGAAUAAAAAUAACAAAUUUUAGCAUAAUAAGAUUAAAUUAUUUAAUAUAAAAAUAUAAUAGAAGAAAAAGAGAAACUCACUAAUACUAAAUUUAAUGAAUCAAAUUAGGUUCAUUUAGAACUUAAGAAUAAAAUAGAAGAACUUUAAAAUUUACUUCAAAGUUAAAAUUUAUAAUAACAGGAUUCCAAGAAUUUGACACUUGAGCUAUAAAAGAAAAUUUAAUUAUAAGAAUCUAUUAUUAAUUAAUAUAAAAAUAUCAUAGAAGAAAAAGAGUUGGUUAUUACAAAUAAAUCUAAUGAAACUAAUAAUAUUCAUUUUGAACUUUAAAAUAAAAUUAAUGACCUUGAAAAAUUAUUAAAAAGUUAAAAUUUAUAAUUAUAGGAUUCCAAGAAUCUAAUAAUUGAACUUUAAUAGAAAAUUUAAUUAUAAGAAUCUAUUAUUAAUUAAUAUAAAAAUAUCAUAGCAGAAAAAGAGUAGGUUAUUAUAAAUAAAUCUAAUGAAUCAAAUAAUAUUCAUUUUGAACUCCAAAAUAAAAUUAAUGACCUUGAAAAAUUAUUAAAGAGUUAAAAUUUAGAAUUAUAAGAUUCCAAGAAUUAGAUUUUUGAGUAAUAAAAGAAGAUCUAAUUUUAAGAAAAUUAAAUUACUUAAUAAAAAAAGCUAAUAGAAGAAAAAGAAUAGCACAUUUCAAUAAAAUCUAAUGAAGCAAAAAAUAUUCAUGAAGAACUUAACAAUAAAAUAGAAUAACUUUAAAGGUUACUCAAUAACUAAAAUUUAUAAUAAUAGAAUUCCGAGAAUUAGACACUUGAGCUAUAAAAGAAAAUCUAAUUAUAAGAAUCUAUAAUUCAAAAAUAAAAAGAUUAAAUAGGAGAAAAAGAGAAGCUUAUUGAAAUGAAUUUAAAUGAAUCUAGUAAUAUUCAUUUAGAGUUAUAAAAUAAAUUAGAAGAUCUAUAAAAGUUAUUUAAUAGUUAAGAUUUAUAAUUAUCUAAUUCUAAAAAUUAAAUAGUUUAGCUUUAAUAAUAGAAUUAAAUUUAAUUUGAACAAAUAAGUUAAUAAAAUAAAAUAAUUGAAGAAAAAGAGAAAUUAGUUUAAAUAUAAGAGAAUAACUUUUAAAAUGUUUAAAUUGAACUUAAUAAUAAAAUAAAAAAUCUUACAAAAAUAACUGAAGAUUUAAGUUCAUCGUCUUCUAUUUCUUAAGAUUGUUUACUUGAAUAAAAAUAAUAAAUUUAAGCAUAAUAAGAUUAAAUUAAUUAAUAUAAAAAUAUCAUAGAAGAAAAAUAAUAGCUUAUAACAAUGAAAUCUAAUGAAUCAAAUAAUAUUAAUUUAGAACUAAAAAAUAAAAUAGAAGACUUUUAAAAAUUAUUAAAAAGUUAAAAUUUACAAUUAUAGGAUUCCAAGAAUCUAAUAAUUGAGCUAUAAAGGAAAAUUUAAUUAUAAGAAGAUUAAACUAGUUAAUAAAAAUAGCUGAUCGAAGAUAAAGAAAAGUAAAUAUAAAAUUAAAAUAAUGAUUCAAAUAAAAUGAUGAAAAAAAUACAAGAUUCUGAAAAUUAAAUCUUAAAUCUUUCAAAUUCACUUUAAGAAUAUGAUUCUAAACUACAUAAAUAAAUAAAAUAGUUUGAAGAAUAUAAAGCAAAUACAUCUAUUUAAUUUGAAAAAUUAGAUCAGGAAAAAUUUUAAUUAUAGUAGCUAUUAAUUGAUUAUGAAAAGUAAAUUAAAAUAUAGACAAAUAUUAAUUAAGAAAAUGAAUAAAAAAUAAUUUAAGAAUAGAUUUAAAAUAAGGGAUUGAAAUAGGAUAUUUUUGAAAAAGAAUAAGCCAUUAAUUAAUUGAUAUUAUAAGAAAAAGAAUUUAAAUAUUAAAUUUGUUAAUUAAAUAUUUAAGUUUUAAAUGAGUAAAAUGAUUUAAAUAAUCUUAAGAUUUAAUAAGAGUAAUAGAAUAAAGAUUAUAUAAUAUUAUAAGAAUAAAUUAAAGAGUAAGAAUAAAUAAUUUAAAACUUAUAAAAUAAAAUUCGAGAACUUACACUGGUUGAAUAGGAUUUUGCUGAAUAAAAGUAGGAGUUAGAUAAGAGUAGAAUCAAUUUAGAGGAAUAUUAGGAUAAAAUAAAUCAGUUGGAAUGUAUUAAUUAAUAAUUAGAACAAGCAGUCUAAUCUAGUGCAUAGGCAUUUUAAUUUUUAUAAUUUUAAAAGGAAUAAUUUUCUGUGGAAUUAAAUAAGAGAUAGAAAUAAUUGGAAGUGAAAGAGCUAUAAAUUGUUUAAUAAGAAAUUUAGAUUUAAAAUUUAAUGGAGGAUUAAAAUAUAUUAAAGAAAUAGCUAGAGGAAAUGAGUAAUUAAAUUUUGAUAAAGGAAUCCUAGAUUACAGAGAGUAAAAGUUUGUUAAAUGAUCAGUUAUGUUAAAUGGAAAAGGAGAGGAUAGACCAAGAAGAAUAACUUAUAAAAUUAUAAUAAGAAAAUUAACAGAUGAGAUAAGAACAUGAGAAAAUAAAAUAAUUAAAUCAUGACAUAACAAAUUAAUUAAAUGGAUAAUAAGAUGAAUUAAAUGAUAGAUAAAAAUAAUUAAUAAUUUUAGAGAAUGAAAUAAUAUUUUUAAGGGAUGAAAAAAAAAUUUAUGAAAUAAAGAUUAUUGAAUUGGAUUAGAAUAUUAAUAAGAGGGAGUAAGAAGUUAAUGAUUUAAAUAGGAAGAAUAAAACUUUGAUUUAAGAGAUGGUUGAGUAAGAAAAUAAAUAUAAAAAAGAAAUAGAAUCAUAAAGAAUAGAGAGUUUAUAAAAUAAGAAAAUAUUUGAGGAUAGAAUUAAUCAUUUAUUAAUGGAAUAAAAUUAAAUGAUAGUAGAUUUAAAGAAUAAUUAUGAUACUUAAUUAAGAAAUGCUUAAGAUAAUUUAAAUUAAGAAAGAAUAAUUUAAAGGUAAUUUGAGGAGAGAAAUGUGGAGUCAUUAAAGAAUAUUUAAAAUUUAGAAUAAUAAAAAUAGAAAGUUAGUGAAGAAAAUAUAGAUUUGGAGAAGAAGAUUGAAGAAUUAAGAAUUAAAAAUAAUAGUAUUUAGAGUGAAUUAGAGAAGAUUAAGAAAGAGAGAGGAGAAUAAGAGAAUAAAUAUUAGUAAUUGGAAAAUUAGAGAAAUGAGACAUAAAGUUCAAACAAAAACUUAUAAGAAAUGUUAUUUGAAUUAAAACAUUUGAAUGAAAAUUUGGUUGAGUAAAAUAGUUUAAAGUAAAAGGAAAUGGAUGAUGUAAAGAAUUUAAAUUAAAGUUUGGAGAAGAGAAAUUCAUUAUUGAUAAAUGAGAAAUCAAGUUUGUUAGAGUAGGUUAGAGAUCAAAAAUCAUAAUUAAGUGAUUAAAGUUAAUAGUAUUUAUAAUUGGAGAAUUAAUUUAAUUAAAUGUAAUAAAAUAUAAUUAGAAUUGAAUCACAGAAGAAUAAUUUAUAAUAAAUAAAUUAGUAAUUAGAAUAAUCAUUAUAGUAAUAAUAGAAGGUUAAUUCUUAGAUUAUAUAAAAGUAAGAAUAAUCAUAUUAGAAUGAAUUAGAUAAAUUAACUCUAGAACUAUAAAAUUAAUAGAAUUAAGUUAAACAGCUUUAACAAAAGAUUGGGGAACAUAAAUUAGAGAUUCAAACAAUUAGAAAUGAGUAAAAAUAAUGGGAAAAUAAUAAGAUAAAUGAAUUAGUAUAAAUAAAGUAGGAGAGUAAUGGACAAAUUUAGAGAUUGAUGGAUUAAGUGAUUUAAGUUGAAGGAUUGAAUAAACAAUACUAGAAUGAGAUAUUAGAGUUGAAUAAUAUAAUAAAGAUAUAAAUUGAAGAGAAGGAUAAAAUUAUAAAUAAUUAAGUGAUUGAAUAAUUAUAAGAAAAGAUAAAAUGUAAGUAGUUUAAUUUAUAAUAUUAGUGAAUGAAUAAUAAAUCCAGAGAUUACUUAUUACAAAUGGAGCCUUAAUGGAAGAAAAUGCACAUCUUCACGAAUAAAUAAAUGAUAAGGAUGAAUUAAAUUCUAGUUUUAGCAGCAAUACUUCAUAAAAGUGAUU
This is a messenger RNA of Paramecium sonneborni, 9715 nucleotides long. Lineage: Eukaryota; Ciliophora; Oligohymenophorea; Peniculida; Parameciidae. The record is from the annotation of a GenBank genome assembly.